GUGAUAUGGCACUGUGAUGUAGCUCCGCCCCCUUCCCAUAGAUGGCCAGCUGAUUUAGGUGUACCAGUUCUGGUUAAAACCAGAAAUAUAAAGACAAUUAGUUCCAGAUUUUACCCGUAUCAAGAAAUCGAGACAGACGCUGUGUUCAGUUUUGAUGAGGACUCACUUCUCACAAAAGAUGAGAUUGAUUUUGCAUUGAGUGUAUGGCGGGAGUUUCCAGAGAGGAUUGUGGGAUACCCUGCACGCUCCCAUUAUUGGGACGAGGCUAAGAACAGAUGGAGUUAUACUUCACGCUGGAGUUACGAGUACUCCAUGGUCCUUACAGGAGCUGCUGUUUAUCAUAGGUACUACAAUUACUUGUACAGUAACGGUCUCAGCUCGGCACUCACUCGCACUGUCGAUGAAUCUCAAAACUGUGAAGAUAUUCUAAUGAACUUCCUAGUUAGUCAUGUGACCAAGCUACCACCAAUCAAAGUGACUCAUAGAAAACAGUAUCGUGAAUCAUUGUUGCCAAAUAAUUCCAAAAAUUCGCAGUGGCUCGAUUCAUUUCAUUUCUCUCAACGACAACUUUGUAUAGAUACAUUUGCCAAUAUAUUCGGAUAUAUGCCUUUAUUGCGCUCAAAGAUGCGAAUGGACCCGAUCUUAUUUAAAGACCCAGUUUCAAACUUACGAAAGAAGUACAGACAAAUUGAAGUGGUGAACACCUGAACAAAAAAAUCAGGAAAAACAAACAUUCAAAUCAAUCAUCAGGUGCGAAAAUCAAAAUUGCUUCAUUACAAGCAGCUUGGGAAAUAAUUAAACUUGCAAAUCAUCAGAUUCAGUAGAGGAAAAGAAAAGAAAAGUUGUUUUUUUAUCAUUUCGUCUUUUGAGUAUAAAAUGAAUAUUACAGGAGAAGAUGAAGGUGUAUGAAAAUUCUGUGAGCUAUAAAACGCAGUGCAAAAAAUAAGAUUAAAUAGGAAAAGUGUUACAAUGAAAUUUGAGAAUUUUCCUUCAUUGUUUGCAGAGAAUUUUGGAUAGAAUUUCAUUCAAAUUGCUUUUCAGAUCAUAAGAAAGGUAAAUGAAUCCUCUUUGGAUUGAGAUAUAAAUGAAUAUGUUGAAAACUGAUAGUCUGUAAAGUUUUAUCACAAGGGGCAUUAACUCUGCUGAUUUUGUUUAAACAAGUAAGAUGUAUAUUUUGGAUCU
This is a messenger RNA of Ruditapes philippinarum (Manila clam), 1182 nucleotides long. RefSeq names its product exostosin-1-like. Gene Ontology annotation, cellular component: membrane. The record is from RefSeq and is a predicted model, not a curated record. Gene Ontology annotation, molecular function: glycosyltransferase activity. Lineage: Eukaryota; Metazoa; Mollusca; Bivalvia; Venerida; Veneridae.